Messenger RNA from Mandrillus leucophaeus (drill), 1548 nucleotides. RefSeq names its product matrix metallopeptidase 21 (gene MMP21). The record is from RefSeq and is a predicted model, not a curated record. Gene Ontology annotation, biological process: collagen catabolic process; proteolysis; extracellular matrix organization. The transcript is spliced from 8 exons. NCBI's taxonomy places the organism in Eukaryota, Metazoa, Chordata, Mammalia, Primates, Cercopithecidae. Bases 1 to 1341 code for a protein of 446 amino acids. Gene Ontology annotation, molecular function: metalloendopeptidase activity; zinc ion binding. Gene Ontology annotation, cellular component: extracellular matrix.
AUGCUCGCCGCCUCCAUCUUCCGUCCGACACUGCUGCUCUGCUGGCUGACUGCUCCCUGGUCCACCCAGCCUGAGAGCCUCUUCCACAGCCGGGACCGCUCGGACCUGGAGCCAUCCCCACUGCGCCAGGCCAAGCCCAUUGCCGACCUCCACGCUGCUCAGACUCUGGGGCAGCCCGGGAGGGCCCGGACCGAGGCGGCCCAGAUGAGGGUGCCUUUCUCUCCCCCAGCGGUUCCUGUCCAGAUACGGCUGGUGACGCCGCUGGAUUUCCGCGAGGACCUGGCCGCCCCCGGGGCCGCGGUCGACAUCAAGCUGGGCUUUGGGAGAGGCCGGCACCUGGGCUGUCCACGGGCCUUCGAUGGGAGCGGGCAGGAGUUUGCACACGCCUGGCGCCUAGGUGACAUUCACUUCGACGACGAUGAGCACUUCACGCCUCCCACCAGUGACAUGGGCAUCAGCCUUCUCAAGGUGGCCGUCCAUGAAAUUGGCCAUGUCCUGGGCUUGCCUCACACCUACAGGACGGGAUCCAUAAUGCAACCAAAUUACAUCCCCCAGGAACCUGCCUUCGAGUUGGACUGGUCGGACAGGAAAGCAAUUCAAAAGCUGUAUGGCUCCUGUGAAGGAUCAUUCGAUACUGCAUUUGACUGGAUUCGCAAAGAGAGAAACCAAUAUGGAGAGGUGAUGGUGAGAUUUAGCACAUAUUUCUUCCGCAACAGCUGGUACUGGCUUUAUGAAAAUCGAAACAAUAGGACACGCUAUGGGGACCCUAUCGAAAUCCUCACUGGCUGGCAUGGAAUCCCAACAUACAACAUAGAUGCCUUUGUUCACAUCUGGACAUGGAAAAGAGAUGAACGUUAUUUUUUUCGAGGAAAUCAAUACUGGAGAUAUGACAGUGACAAGGAUCAGGCCCUUACAGAAGAUGAACAAGGAAAAAGCUAUCCCAAAUUGAUUUCAGAAGGAUUUCCUGGCAUCCCAAGUCCCCUAGACACAGCCUUUUAUGACCGAAGACAGAAGUUAAUUUACUUCUUCAAGGAGUCCCUUGUAUUUGCAUUUGAUGUCAACAGAAAUCGAGUACUUAAUUCUUAUCCAAAGAAGAUUACUGAAGUUUUUCCAGCAAUAAUACCACAAAACCAUCCUUUCAGAAAUAUAGAUUCCGCUUAUUACUCCUACGCAUACAACUCCAUUUUCUUUUUCAAAGGCAAUGCAUACUGGAAGGUAGUUAAUGACAAGGACAAACAACAGAAUUCCUGGCUUCCUGUUAAUGGCUUAUUUCCUAAGAAGCUGAUUUCAGAGAAGUGGUUUGAUGUUUGUGAUGUCCAUAUCUCCACACUGAACAUGUAAUAAGAAAAAGUGGGAAAUGGAGUCAUAGGACUUCGCUAAGAGAAAAAUUCUGAUGUUGUUUACAAAGAAAACCAGAUUUUCAGUAGCUAAAGCAAAUAUGGCACUGUAAGUUAAAACCCAAUGGGAAAAGCCUUAGUUGAACUUUUAAAAUACUUGAUUUAAAAAUCAAUUGCUCAGGGAAAACAUAAUUCAUAACCUAGAAAGGUU